GUUUAAUCAGUCCAAUAACAUUGUGAAGCAACGACUGGACAUCAAGCGUUCGUGUACUAAAAGGUAUCAUGAAUAGACAGGCCAAACACGAAAGUAAUGCUGAUGACAAAAACCCAGUUGGCAUCAAGAAAACUACGUACUGGGAAAUUUACGGAGUAAAACGUUUUCCGUACCCUGGAAAGCGUAAGUUUGCACCUUUACUUAACCAAUCUUUAGGUGGAGGAAUGGUGAUCUCAAAUGACGUGUUUGGACUAACAAUCAGUCAAUUUGAACGAAUGUAUAAAUCCUGUUUGGAAACUAGGAAAACAAAAGAACAGUGGAUACUGAACCUUAGAUAUCCAGACAAAUCUUCAGGAGAAUAUCUGGAAUACUUAGAGAAUUGUACAGACUGUAGUAACGAUCACUUGCGCUGGAUUGAUCCGAAGGAGAAAUAUAUGUACGAACUCCUAGUACAAACAGUUGGUAGUGAAAUAGAUAUACGAACGAGACAACGACUAUUUAUCAUACAGGAUAUGAUCUACAAUGUUUGUACGCCUCCUAUUACACAAAUAUCUAGUGGAAGUUUAUCAGAAGGAUUUGAUUUACCAGGCAGUGACAUAGAUAUAAUGUACGUAUGUCAUCAUUUAGACGUUGUGCAGAAUGUAAGCAACAUUAAACAUCCAAAUUAUUGUGAUACAUUCGUUAUGGAGACAGCUAUUAAUCAUCCUGGAUUCACUAGACUCAGAUUGGUAGCAAAAGCGGAUGAGAAAUCUGUUUGUAAUUUACGAUGUUUCAAUUGUCCACCAGGUACAUGCACCGGAAAUAACUAUUAUCUACAUGUGAACGCUUUUUUAAAUUCUUUAAAGGCUUUAUUUAAUUCACAGGUAUUUGUACACGGUCCAUGCAUGUCAAAUGAAGAUCAAACGAUGGACAUCGCAUACUGCAUACGGAGUAAAUAUCUACCUCAAAACGCAAUUCCAUGGGCAUCUCGUCAUCGAUCCCAAUGGCCACCUAGUUUUUUAAUUGACAGGAUCAUAAAUUAUGGAUGCUUAUUAGUACCUAUAGGACCUAACACUGUUUCAGGUGAUAGUUUAUGGAGAGUGUCGUUCUCUAUGGCAGAAAAACUUCUAGUGCAUUCGUUUAAUUUUACUCAACUCUUAUGUUACGGUUUACUUAAAUUAGCAUUAAAGCGUAUAGUUAACACGAAUACUGAUAUCAAAGAGUUGCUGUGUUCCUACUUCCUGAAGACGGCUUUAUUCUGGGUCUCAGAGGAGUUGGAUAUCGAAAUAUUUAAAUUAUCUAAAUUGUACUAUUGUUUUUCUCUCUGUCUUGAUAAAUUAAUAUCAUGGGUAAACAAAUGUUACUGUCCGAACUAUUUCAUACCUGAACACAAUAUGUUCAUAGGAAAGAUUAAUCAGAGUAACAAUAAGAUACUACUUUGUGUACUUGAGAGUAUUCAGUUUGGAGGGAUUGCUGGGUUGACAACUAGUGUAGUUCCGCCUGACAAGGAAAGUCACUGUGUAUUAAGUACAAAUAGAGAAUCUCCGUCCAUCACAUUAGACUUCCUAUUUUACAGGGUUAAUACAUUUUAUUGGGAAUUUCCAAUUGACCUUUCAAGUUGUUAUAAAAGACUUGUAUCUACUAAAUCUCUACUAAAUUUUACAUCAUCUUUAUUUUUGAGUGAUGCAUGUAAAUAUCAUUAUGCAAACAUCAAUCAAAUGGCAGCACAACUUCUACCAUCGCCAAACACAUUAAAUAACAAAAACAACAAACACAAACGUUAUCAUAAACAUUUGCAGGAUGGAAUCAAGACAGAUGCUGUUUCGGGUUGGUUGUUAUACGCGUCGUUUUAUUAUGUAACGGGACAGUUCAAUAUAACUCUAAGACUUACAGAUUUUGUUCUCUCCAGAUGUUCACCUAUUAUGGUGUUUCAUUGCGAUCUACCUUCUUGUGGACAUAGAAACAUGUACAAACAAAAUAUUCAUUCUUCAAUGACUUUAAAUGACAGGAUGAGAAUGGCUAUUAUAAGAAAUGUUAGGUUCUGUAAGGACUCAUCAUUAAUACCAGGAGAACUAAGACUAGAGGUUGAAAGAACAAUGAUAAAAAUACCGCCUGUUGUAAUGUUACACUGCCUUAGAUUUUUAUGCUAUCAUCAUCUUGGUGAUAUCAUCAACAGAGAAAAGUCUUUACGUGAUUUAUAUACCACAGUAAAAUAUAAAUAUUUAAUUCAAUCAGCACAUUUAUCUGAUUCAAUAAUAAUAGUUGGAGUAUGCUAUGAGAUAUCGGGUGAUAAAGACACAGCCUAUCAGUGCUACGAGGAAGCUUUGAAAGAAAACGAUGACAAAUCUAGUACCGCACAAAUAAGAAAAUCAAAAUUAGAAGGCAGCUAUUGUGGACUUUGACAGUUAUGAUAUCAUACCAGAGUUGAUCUAAUCGUGAAGGUAAUUUUUUGCCUGAAUAUUAAGACGCUAAUGUUGAUGAUACUGACAAUAUGCAUUACAUUUUGUAUGUA
This is a messenger RNA of Mytilus trossulus (common blue mussel), 2491 nucleotides long. RefSeq lists its product as uncharacterized. The transcript has 3 exons. The record is from RefSeq and is a predicted model, not a curated record. Gene Ontology annotation, molecular function: protein binding. Lineage: Eukaryota; Metazoa; Mollusca; Bivalvia; Mytilida; Mytilidae. The coding region runs from base 69 to 2381 and encodes 770 amino acids.